AUGGCCACAGCAGCUUCUCAGCUACGACAAAAGUCAUGGAGACGAGACGAGUUUCUCAUCUCAACUGACCCCUCAUUGAUCCCAGUCAAUGAGGUCAUCAAAGUCUUCACCUCCGACGAAAUUUACUGGGCGAAACCUCUCCCAGAAGACGCGACCCGCGAAAUGCUCGACAAUUGCCUCUGCUUCGGGCUCUACGACACAGAUCAAGACUCACCAACCCCGUCUCCCGGUAAUCCCACCAAGAGGAAACCCUCCGGUCCAAAGUUCAUCGGCAUUGCGCGCUGCAUCACAGACUUCACAACAGUCCUCUACAUAACCGAUGUCUGGGUCUCCCCCGCCUACCGCAGCGAAGGACUAGGCACAUGGCUUAUGGAAUGUGUAAAUGAAGUUUCGGAGUCAAUGCCUCAUUUGAGAAAGAGUAUGCUUGCUACGGGUGAUUGGGAGAAGAGUGUUCCGUUCUAUGAGAGGGUUAUGGAGAUGAAGGUUACGGAGGGGAAGAGAGGGGAGUCGAGGGCGAUUAUGGAGAGGAGAGGAAGAGGAAAUCCUAGAUACGAGGAAGAGAACGGAGAGAAGAAGGAAGAAUAG
Molecule: messenger RNA, 585 nt
Organism: Fusarium odoratissimum NRRL 54006
Lineage: Eukaryota; Fungi; Ascomycota; Sordariomycetes; Hypocreales; Nectriaceae
Exons: 1
Coding region: 1-585 (194 amino acids)
Molecular function (GO): acyltransferase activity, transferring groups other than amino-acyl groups
Source: RefSeq, a predicted model, not a curated record